UCUCUUAGUGAGGAUCAGACUUCAUUGCGCUUUGUAUACAUCAGCUGCUAACACGCAGCUUUGGAAUUUCUUACACAUCUGGAUAAACUCUUUGGAUAAACCACCACUAUGUCAGCACCUGUGCAGGUGGAGCCUGUCAUGGAGAAACGGUAUGGAGGAGUCGGCCGCUGCAAGUGCUCAUUCUGGUUCGCAGUGGCCCACGACAUACUUGGUGUCUUCAUUAUUAUGAUUGGGGUGUUUGGAGGACUGGUUAUCCAUGAUCUGUUAGUUUACGGUGGGGCCAUUAUCAUCUUCCUCAGCUUGAUCUGGUGGGUGUUCUGGUACUCGGGGAACAUCGACGUGCCACCAGAGGAGCUGGAGGACGACGUGGGCAUGAUGAAGCAGAAGAACCGCAGACUGACCCAGGUUGUGAGGCGCGUGUCUGACCGCCUCGCCAGCGGGAUCAGGAACUCAUUCAGAAAGAGUGGCAGACCUGUUAGACAGGGCCCCUCAGGCGACAACAUAGCCUCAAACACCAGUGCAGAUGUGUCACUCUCUACAAUCUAUGACAGUGCCCUUCCGUCCUCUUCAAACGAAUUUGUGAGAGAGACGCUGUCAGUAUGAACUGCUGCAUAGCAGAAUGGAAAUGACACCGAGACACAUUGAACUUGGAUCAUUAGGGCCCGAGCACGAACUGUGCGAAGGCCCUAUUGUUUUUGCUCUGUUUAUUAUAUUUGACUUUUGUUGAAAAGGAUUUUGUGUUUGCGCUGUCAACAUGCACAAGUAAUGAUUAGACAACAAUGGAGUGCUGUCCCGCUAAGAUCCACAUGAUCGUAUCAUGCUGAUAAGAUGUAAACUUUGCACACUAUAACAGUGUUUUACAUGACAUGUCACUGUUAUUGAUAAUUGCUCGUGUAAGACUGAUUUACAGAUUUUAAGGCUGUGGGUACUGUAAAUAGAAAAUUAAAAGAUGCAAUUUUUAAAAUAGUUUUUGUUAAAAAGCUAA
Archocentrus centrarchus (flier cichlid) is the source of this 985-nucleotide messenger RNA. Its product is annotated as transmembrane protein 238-like. The record is from RefSeq and is a predicted model, not a curated record. The transcript has a single exon. The coding region runs from base 109 to 603 and encodes 164 amino acids. NCBI's taxonomy places the organism in Eukaryota, Metazoa, Chordata, Actinopteri, Cichliformes, Cichlidae.